CAGCGUAAAUAAACAUUCAUUUUAGAUUCCUUUGUGCAUUAUAAGCGUUAUAAAAUUUCUUUUGGGAAAUUUUUAAGGUUUAUUUUGUGCUUAUUUUGAGGAAUAUUAAUUAUUUCGAAGUUAUAUUAAUCGGUUUUAGUUAUAAGUUUGUUCGUUUGUCAUUUUUAGGUAAGUGAUUUGGAGGCGUAAGCAGUUGAGUUUUAUUGUGCUGGCGAUUGCUUCCUUUAAAGUUCUCAAACAAGCAGUUUUUUGACAAAUUUGGCUCAUUGAAUGUUUUAGAUUUUAUUUCGCCCAGUUAGUUUUAUUCUACAAAAUCAAAGAUUCUGAAGCACCCAACACUUAUUAAACUGAUUAGAUCUAAAAGUGCUGUGCUCCAUUGACAAACCAAGCAAGUAAGCAAUGUUUUUGGAAAAAUUUUACUCAUUGCAUCCUAUAGUAUUUGUCUUCCAUAGUUCCAAUCUACAAAAGCAAAGAUGCCAAAAAUGAGUAAGAAGUCUGCUAAAACAACAAGACUCCAGAAUAAAGAAAAAUAUAUGUCCAGCAAGAUGGUAAAGAAAGACAGUGGUGACAAAAAGGAAAAUUUAGAAAUUCCUGGUAAGCCUAUAAAUUUGCAACAAAAGUUGCCCAAAGAUAUGGUUCCAGAGGAUAGUACCAGCAAGAAAGGCUGCCAAAAGAUGGUUUUAUUAACAACUUUAAUGCUGAAAUGUUCUCCAUGAUGAAGAGCAACAUGGACAUUCAAUUAGUUUUUGAGCCAUAUGGUUGUUGCACCUACAUAGUCAACUAUAUCAAUAAGUCCCAAAGAGGUGUGUCUGAUAUUUUAAUGAAGACUAUGGAAGAAAUUAAAAAAGGUAAUUUAGAUGUUAAGGGCAAACUUAAAUCUCUUGCAGCAGCUUUCUUAAAUGCGAGCGAAGUAAGUGCCCAGGAAGCCGCCUACAGCGUGUUACAACUACCGAUGCAUGACACCUGUACCUCCUAUGUAUACAUCCAUACAAAUCCAAUCAGGGAAAGGACAAAAAUGUUGAAACCAUUAACAGAACUUAAAGCCAUGGACAAUGAUGAUCCCAAUAUUUAUUGUGAUGGUCUUAUAGAACACUAUGAACAGCGGCCUGAUGAGAUGGAAAACAUAUGUUUGGCUGAGUUUGCGGCCUAUUAUGAUUUCUUUAAGAAACAAGCAGAAACAAAGGCUAAUGGUUUACCCUUAAAAGAUGGAAGUGGCGUUUUAGUUAAAAGGGGUCAUGCUAAAAUUUUAGCCUACCGUAGUUAUGGACUUCAGCAAGACCCUCUUAACUAUUAUAGGGAACAAAUAAUGCUAUACAUCCCAUGGCGAAAUGAAGUGGAUGAAGUUGAAAAUGAGAACAUUGAUCAACAGACCAUAUACAAAGAUCGAUACCAAGAGAUUGUUGCAAAUCGACAAAAGUUCAAUGUCUUAGAUGAACAGGUAAUCGAUGAAGCCCUGAAACUUGCCGAAGACCGAUCAAAUCAAUUAGACGAUGGUGGAUUCGGUGGAGAAAUCGAUGAUGAGUUUAUGCCUUAUGGACUAGACAACCCCAUUUAUGAUCCAUUCAAUCACAUCAUCGAUAAGAAAGACGACGAAGCGCCAGUAAAACAUAUCGCUUUUCCAACGCCUCAUCAGAUAAGCGAUUCAGAGUAUGAAGCCCUCAUAAGCAAACUGAAUCACAAGCAGUAUCAGUUCCUUAAUGUCGUGCAAGACAGUCUAAUUGAAGGGGAAACUUUCUACUGCACACUUAGUGGUCCAGCAGGUACAGGCAAAAGUCACCUGAUUACGGCAAUAACCCAGUCGUUAUUGCGCCAUUUCAACUCAAUACCGGGAAAUAAUCCUGAAAGUUUAAAAGUGUUACUUUGUGCGCCUACAGGUAAAGCGGCAUUUAAUAUCGGGGGUAUAACCUUACAUGCGGCAUUAUCGUUACCCGUUAGUCAGUAUGGUGAAGAACUAAUUCCGUUACACCAUGACACCGUUAAUACUAUAUAUUGUAAUUUGUAUGACUUAAAAUUAAUUAUCAUAGAUGAAUAUUCCAUGGUUGGCGCCAGAUUGUUUGACCAUAUUAACAGUAGAUUGCAGCAAAUCUUUAAAUCUGACGCCAUCUUUGGAAAUAUUUCAAUAAUUUUAUGCGGCGAUAAUCGUCAAUUACCCCCAGUAAGGGAUAUGUAUAUUUUUUGCCCAGUAAAAACAAAUCCGUAUAAAGAAUUAUGCGGAACGUAUCUGUGGGAUCAUUUUAAAUAUUUUGAACUUUCAGAAAUAAUGAGACAGAGUGAAGAUAAGUCUUUUGCAGUUGCCCUCAAUAAUAUGGCGUUUGGUAAAAUGACCGACGAAGAUGUGCAAUUGAUCAAGUCCAGGGAAGUCGACAGUAUUGACCAAAUUCCUGAAGACACUAUGCAUUUAUUUUGCACCAAUGCAGAAGUAGAUGCAUUCAAUGAAAUGAAACUGUCUACAUUUAAAACCGAGCGAGCCGUAAGUCAAGCCAGAGACGUUAUCAAAGGGAGUUGCUCAGAACGACUAAAAAAUUUAUUUCUGGAACACGCAAAAAGCUUAAAAAAGGGGGAGAGUUUUGGCCUAAUGUUAAAUUUAAUAUUGCAGGUAGAUGCCAAAUAUAUGAUUUCAAUGAAUGUGGACACCAGUGAUGGAAUAGUGAAUGGUGCAACAGGCAUCCUACGUCAAAUAGACUAUGACCGAAGUAAAAUUCCAUUCAGAGUGUGGAUGGAGUUCUUCGAUUCCAAGUCAGGCCAGGAAUGCCGCAAGAGAAACGAAUCCCUUAGGAAGUCUAUGGGUGUGUUAUACACUUGGACGCCCAUAGAAAGAGCUGCCAGAGCUGUUAAAAUUCAAAAAGGCAGCAAUGUUCACGUUGAGCGUCUUCAGUUUCCUCUUGUAAUCAGUGAAGGAAUUACAAUCCACAAGAGUCAAGGUGCCACCUACAAACAGGUGGCUGUUCACAUUGGAAAUCGCAUGACGAGAACCAGUACCUAUGUUGCUUGUAGUCGGGCCACAAAGCUAAGUGGCCUCUACAUCAUUGGUAAGUUUAAGGCCCCUAAACCGGCAACCGAAAAGGAUGCUGCUUAUAAAGAACUGGUAAAUAUGCAAGAAAACAAACUUAUAACAUCCAGAAACGGACUUCCAACCUGUGGAGAAUAUAGAAAAAAUAACCUAACGACAAAAGUAUAUGCCCUAUGCCCGCCUCCUCAACCCAACCCAACCCAACCCAACCCAACCUGUGGAGAAUAUAGAAAAAAUAACCUAACGAGAAAAGUAUAUGCCCUAUGCCCGCGUCCUCAACCCAAUCCAACCCAACUCAGCCGAACCCAACCCAACCCAACCCAACCCAACCCAACCUGUGGAGAAUAUAGAAAAAAGAACCUAACGAGAAAAGUAUAUGCUCUAUGGCCGCCUCCUCGACACCCUGCAUGGGAGAGCAGAAGAACUUAUUAACAAUACUAGUGUUUUCUGAAGAGAAAAAUAAAAUGUAAUAAAAAAAUUUUAUAAUUCUA
Messenger RNA from Anthonomus grandis grandis, 3501 nucleotides. RefSeq lists its product as uncharacterized. Gene Ontology annotation, molecular function: DNA helicase activity. The transcript is spliced from 10 exons. The record is from RefSeq and is a predicted model, not a curated record. Bases 704 to 3442 code for a protein of 912 amino acids. Gene Ontology annotation, biological process: telomere maintenance; DNA repair. NCBI's taxonomy places the organism in Eukaryota, Metazoa, Arthropoda, Insecta, Coleoptera, Curculionidae.